Molecule: messenger RNA, 2804 nt
Organism: Spinacia oleracea (spinach)
Lineage: Eukaryota; Viridiplantae; Streptophyta; Magnoliopsida; Caryophyllales; Amaranthaceae
Product: beta-galactosidase 15
Exons: 10
Coding region: 110-2626 (838 amino acids)
Biological process (GO): carbohydrate metabolic process
Molecular function (GO): hydrolase activity, hydrolyzing O-glycosyl compounds; carbohydrate binding
Source: RefSeq, a predicted model, not a curated record
UGAGUUAGUCAAAUUAUAACACUACGUAUUUUGGAACUAUAAAUAGGCCGGGUUCAUAUAUUCUCAUGCAUUGAUCAUCAAUUGAACAAUAGUAUAUUCUGAUACAUAUAUGAUAUAUUCAUCAAACAUGAACAAUCAUACGUUGUUUAGUGUUCUCAUAGCAAUAAUCACGAUUCUUAGUGUUACACAUUCAACUCUCGCUACAGAAGUUUCUCAAGAUGGGCGUGCAAUUCUCAUCAAUGGCGAGCGAAAGAUCAUUCUAUCUGGCUCCAUCCAUUACCCUCGUAGUACUCCCGAGAUGUGGCCUGAUUUAAUAAAAAAAUCGAAAGACGGAGGGCUUGAUGCAAUUGAAACAUACGUGUUUUGGAAUUCGCAUGAGCCAGUACGUAGGCAGUAUGAUUUUACAGGUAGAAAUAAUCUUAUAAGGUUUUUGAAGACUGUUGAAGAUGCUGGACUUUAUGCCAUUCUUCGUAUCGGUCCAUACGCUUGUGCUGAAUGGAAUUACGGAGGGUUUCCGGUAUGGUUGCACAACAUGCCUGGGAUUGAGCUCCGAACUAAUAACAAAGUGUUCAUGGAUGAGAUGCAAAAUUUCACAACUUUGAUAGUUGAUAUGGUUAAAAAGGAGAACCUUUUUGCUUCUCAAGGUGGUCCGAUCAUCCUUGCCCAGAUUGAGAACGAAUAUGGCAAUGUUAUGGCUCCCUAUGGAGAUGCCGGAAAAGAGUACUUGAAUUGGUGUGCAAAGAUGGCCGUAGCUCAAAACAUCGGAGUCCCAUGGCUUAUGUGCCAACAGAGUGAUGCACCCCAACCAAUGAUUAAUACAUGCAAUGGUUGGUACUGUCACGAUUUUACACCAAACAAUCCUAACGUCCCCAAGAUCUGGACCGAAAAUUGGACAGGAUGGUUCAAAGCAUGGGGUGGUAAACGUCCAUAUAGGACUUCAGAAGAUGUUGCUUAUGCUGUAGCUCGUUUCUUCCAAACUGGAGGCACUCUUCAAAAUUACUACAUGUACCACGGAGGAACUAAUUUCGGAAGAACAACCGGUGGUCCGUACAUCAGCACGAGCUACGAUUACGAUGCACCCCUCGAUGAGUACGGUAAUUUGAACCAACCCAAAUAUGGACAUCUGAAGCAACUUCACGACGUGUUGCACUCAAUGGAAAAGGUUUUGACCUAUGGAGAUAUUCUGAAAACUGAUAUGGGCAACUCUGUUACGGUUACAAGUUAUAAGUAUAACAACAUCUCGAGUUGUUUCAUUAACAAUGAUAAUACUUCUGUCGAUGCAACUAUUACAUUUCAAGGUCAAAACUUCACCAUUCCCGCUUGGUCUGUUAGUAUUCUUCCCGAUUGCAAAAACGAAGCAUACAAUACUGCUAAGGUGAACACACAAACUUCCAUGAAAUCAAAGAUAAGCAAUGAAGCUGAACAAGAACCAAGCUCUCUUAGUUGGAGUUGGAGGCCUGAAAUAAUCUCUAGCUAUGUGAAAGGCGGUAUUGGCGAAUUCAGCGCGGAUGUUCUCCUAGAACAAAAGGCUGUUACUAAUGACACCAGUGACUAUUUGUGGUACAUGACUAGUGUCAACCUCGACGAUAAAGAUCCCAUUUGGAGCGAAGACAUGAGCCUUCAAAUCAAUACAAGUUCCCAUGUUCUUCAUGCUUAUGUCAAUGGCAAAGAAGUUGCUUCUCAAUAUGCUCAAGGUCAUUACCACUUCGUUUUUUACCAGAAAGUCAAUCAUUUUAGGAAGGGGAAGAACCUUAUUUCACUCCUUAGUGCUACUGUUGGACUUCAGAACUAUGGUCCUUUCUUUGACAAGACUCCCGUGGGACUAACCGGUCCCGUAAAGAUAGUCGGAAAGAAGAGUAAUAAUGAGGUAGUGACAAAGGACUUAUCUUCUGAAACAUGGACAUACGCGACUGGUUUACAAGGUCUGGAUAAUAAGAAGCUCUAUAGCGAAGAUUCAGCCUAUGCCCUAACAUGGAGAAAUGACCGUGAUAUGCCCAUUAAUAGGAAAAUGAUAUGGUACAAGACGACAUUCGAACCACCGUUGGGAACGGACCCAGUAGUUGUAGACCUAAGUGGGAUGGGCAAAGGAGAAGCAUUUGUGAAUGGAAUGAGCAUUGGAAGGUAUUGGCCAAGCUAUUUAGCCGGUAAAGAUGGUUGUAGCCUCAACGCUUGCAACUACCGCGGCCGAUACGACAACAACAAGUGUGUCUCCAACUGCGGCAAAUCCAUCCAAACUGAGUACCAUGUACCGCGAUCUUUCCUAAGGGAUGAUGUGAACAGUCUUGUUCUAUUCGAGGAAUUCGGAGGAAACCCGACACAAGUAAACUUCAAAUCAGUCAGAACAGGAGGAGCUUGUGCAAAUGCGUACGAGGGAAACACACUAAAGUUGUCAUGUGAAGGAAGAUACAUUUCUGCUAUUAACUUUGCAAGUUUCGGUAACCCAACUGGUGUUUGUGGAUCCUUUCAGAAAGGAUUGUGCCAAGGACCCAACGAUGCUAAGACUAUCCUUACAAAGACUUGUGUUGGCAAAGAGACUUGUUCAGUAGAUGUUUCGGAGGAGGUGUUUGGUGCAGCAUCAAGUUGUGGAGAUGAAAUCAAGAGACUUGCUGUAGAGAUUGUUUGUUAAUUUAUAUAGUUUUACAAUUUAGUAGUUUUAGGAGUUAAUUAAUACACUUAAUAGUGAUUUAGUUUUAGGAGUUGUUAUUCAUUGAUAGCAAUGAAUAAAUAUUGUUCUGUGCCACAAUAAUAAAACGAUUCAAAUAAUAAGAGUGUAUUUUUUUUCAAUUCUAAAUGUUAGCAGGAUA